AUGUGUCCUGCCGGGCGGGCGGCGUGCCGUGUCCGCGCUCCCGAAACUGCCCCUCCCCCUCUCUCACACCUCGAAAGCAAAAGGGCGGAGCGGGGGCCCCCGGGGACGAGCAAAUUAUUUUUGUUGCGAGGGCGCGUCUCCUUCCUCCUCUCCGUGCGAGGCAGCGGCGACGGCGAGCGGACCGGAACAGCACAUCGCCGGCUCUACAUCAAUGGCGUCCACCUCCCUCCUCGGCUGCGCAGUUCUCGCUCUUCUCUGACGAGCGCGGGAGCUUCCUCUGACCCGAGCAACGACACCGUGCGGGAGCUUCCUCUGUCCAGUGACCAGUUCCUGGCUUCGCCGGCGAUGGAGGCCUACUCGAGGGACCUGCUGCGCGGCGUCGGCGGGGGAGGCGAGGCCGGUCGCGGCGAGGAGAAGCCGGGGCGCCUGGAUUCGCAGACCGAGGAGGUCGAGCUUAGCCUCGGCCUGUCGCUCGGGGGCCGAUUCGGGCAGGAGAGGAGGAGGGGCGAGGGGCUCGCCAGGUCCUCCUCCGUCGCCUGCAUCCAGCAGGUGGCGCUGGCGCCGCCCGCGCUCCCCAGGACACACUCCCUGCCGCCUAUGGCGGAGGCGGAGGCGGGGAACACCACCGCUUCCCCUAGGAGCGGCGCUGAGGUCCAGCCGCAGGGGAGUGGUGCCCCUCUGAACGGCGCCGUGGUGGAGCCCGCAGCUUUGCCACGGGCGAGCUUGAGCCCCCCGUCCACAGGCUCGUCGGACGGCGAAGGGAAGCUGCGGGCGAGCUUGAGCCCCCCGUCCACAGGCUCGUCGGCCGGCGACGGUAUCCUCACGAGGACAAGUUCACUCCCUGCUGGCAUCGAGGAUGGGUGGAGGAAGAGGAAGCUAGCAGAAACUCUGAACAAACUCGAGAUGAAGAGGAGGAUUGAGAGGAUGAACUCUUCCAACGUUUCUGUAGGGGAAGUUGGAGAGAACGCGGAUGAGAUGAGUGAGCAGGCAGGAGGAAAGCAAAAAGCACAGAGAAUGAACCAUAGCAAUGUGAGGCGUCGCUUGAGUGGGCUUCCUCCACCGUAUCAGCCUCCAGCUGCAUCACAAGGUCCGAAAAGGAAUUCCGCUUUGAAAGGAACUCCUGGCGCUCUAGAGCGGAGCCUGUCAUCGGCUGUUCUGCCCUCGUCUGAGGGUGCAAACAGCGGCGCCGUGACAACCCCUUCAUCUUCAGCAUUGGCGGUGAGAGCAGCAGCCCCUGGCAUCUCCACAGGGGAGCAGCGGGAUGAUUCAGAAAGGCCGGCGGCGAGAGCUACUAGGACCAGGAGCGUGGCAGACAUGGUGCGGAAGAUGCCAGUGGUGUACACCAGCGGGCUCCCCAACGGCGAGAGGAUCGACGGCUUCCUGUACCAGUACAGCAGAGCUGAGGAGGUGAGGAUUGUGUGUGUGUGCCAUGGUAGCUUCCUGACUCCGGCGGAGUUUGUGGCGCAUGCCGGAGGCGGCGAAGUCGCCCACCCGAUGAGGCACAUCGUCGUCAACCCCCCGUCGUCUUCGCUCUAG
Messenger RNA from Triticum turgidum subsp. durum (durum wheat), 1536 nucleotides. NCBI's taxonomy places the organism in Eukaryota, Viridiplantae, Streptophyta, Magnoliopsida, Poales, Poaceae. The record is from the annotation of a GenBank genome assembly.